UGCGACGGUUGACAAUCAGACAAGCGUACAAUUACAAAUGAACCAGCGGUAAAUACAAAAUCGGAAAAUCAGUCAAACCAACAUGAAAAACCAGCUGCUGACCUAACCUUGGCAACCUAGUUGACACGGUCAUUGAUCUAGACUCUCUCUCUUGAGCUCUCUGGGCGUAAUGGCAUCGCCUUCUUCCACCAUCAACUUCCUGCCAUCUGAGGCAUCUGCGUCACCGGAGCUAAGACGGAGCCCCUCCCCCUUGGGCAGGCCUGGGAGCCCUCUCAGGUACAGAGAGCCGAGCUAUGGCCACAUCACGUCCUCCCUUGCAUCGCUGCCACCCUCCUCUACCAAUGACCCUGCCUUUCUGCAGCAAUUGGUGGUGCAGUUCAGAGCCCAGGUCAAGCAGCUUCAGCAGGAACGAGAUGAGAAGAUAGACAACAUGGCGCAUCUAAGACGAAGGCUGAAUGAAUCUGAGAGAGAUAAAUUAGAGCUGACAUCGGCUUUUAACUCAGAGAACUCUGACCUGCAGGCUCAAAUAGCCAAACUGAGAGCCCAGCUUGAGAAAGGGGAAGCUGAUAAGCAGAAUGUAGAAUAUGAACUAGCAGUGGCAAGGCAGUCAGUUAGCAGAGAGAAGAUUGGUGCAUCUGAGAAGGAACAACAGCUGAAAGGCAUCAUCACUUCACAAAGUGAGAAAUUAUCCAGCCUCAGUGCUCAGGUUCAAGAGCUUCAGAUUCAGGCUAGUCAACAUGAGAGGGAGAUGGUGAACAUACAGAAUAAACAUCACAGAGAAAUGGAUGAGCAGGAGAAGCGUCUUGCGAGUGUCAUCGCUGAGAGGGAUGUACUACAGACGGCCAAAGAUGAGAUUGAACAGGUCUUCCAUGAACAAGAAAGCUUGUACUCGGAUGCUCAAGAGAAGAUGACAGAGCUGCGAAUAGAGAGGGACACACAGACCCAGACUGUGAGGCAGCAGCUUCAUGAUCUCCAGGGGGCCGCAGAAAGAGAUGCAACUACCAGGACAGAAUUAGUGGCUGCAAAAGAAGAACUCAAAGAAAUGCAGGAGAGAAUAGAGAAGGAGAGAUCAGCUCACACAGAAUCCAAGUUUAACUUUGAAAUAGUACAGUGUCAGAAACGAGACUUGGAGGGAGCCCUCAGUGUUGAAAAGUCUGCCAGGGAACAAGCUAUUUAUAACAUGGAUGCCAUGAGCAAACAAAUCAGAGAACUUGAAGCUGCUUAUCAGGAAGAAAGAAGAGAAUGCACUUACAGCAAAGAGCAAGUUAAAAGACUCACUGCUGAGUACGAGACAACCAAGAAUGCUCUAUCAGCGGAGAUAGAUCAGAAGAGAGAAGUCUUAUCAGGGACCUCUCAACAGAUAGACCUCUAUCAGAAGAACUUUAAUGGUUUGAAAGAUGAACUCACAAGGGCCAAGAAAAGGCAGAUCUACCUGGAGGAGACGUAUGGAGGGUGCAUGCGAGAGCUGGAGCUACUCCUCUCAAACUUCCACGUAAUGGGGGAGGGCAACCUCCGACCCAAGAGGAAGAAUGUUAAAGGGAAGGGGAAGAGGAAGGGUGGGGAGGGGGCUGGGGUGGGGUCGCAAGAGCUCUCCCCCUCCCUGGUGCUGGAGACCCUGAGACACACACUGACAGACUACCAGCAGAGACUGGAUGAGACAACACAAGAGUUGAAACGUAUGAAGAUGAUCCAUGACAAACUUGCCAAUGAGUGUGAACACUAUAAGGAAGUCACAUACUCUAGAGACCACAUGGUCAAGGACCUCCAAAGCAAGCUAUCAAGUAACGUCAAAGAGCUCGAGAAGGUCAAAGGUCAGUCAAGCGAGCAGGAAACGACCUUGUCCCGUCUGAAGGUUAAGCUACAGAGAUCCCAACAGGGUCAUGAGAGUGAGCAGACAAAAGCAUACAAUAUGGCAGAUGAGUUUGUGAGACAGCUGACUAUGUUAGAGAAUGAGCAAGAGAAUAGGAAGCUCUACCUCCAUAGCAUCUACCAGCGUCUCUUAGCUGGUAGGGUGGUGAUGCAGGAAGAUUCGGCCAAAACUGGUGCCAAAAGCCUCGGCUGGCCCGAGAUUAGUGCCGGUGUGCAGGAGGAGGUCAUACAACUCAUGUCAAAUGUCAACAAGGCCAAUGAAAAAGUCAUUCUCCUAGAAAGUGAACUGAGAACCAAGAAAGAUCAGUUCAUGCGACUUGAAGACAACCAUAAAGAUGCUUUGGAUAGACUGGCACAGUCGGGUCAACAGAGGGAGACACACUGGGCCAGGGAGAAGGAAGAGCUAGAGCAUAGAUACCAGAAGAAAAUAGAGGAGUUGAAGAUUAAAACACAGAAAUCAAAAGUUCUCGCAAGUGAUGCCCUCGGCAAAGCCCGGCAAGACGGCUCAGCCAAGCAGGAGCUUGAAUCCCAGAUGUCACAACUCAGCACCACCCUGGCCACCCUGCACACCGAGAACUCGUCCCUCCUGGCCGCCUGCGCCCUCCUCAGCGGUGCCCUGCUACCGGUCUACACCCGGCUGGGACAGCUGGCGGCCCAGAGACGCAUCCUGGAGCAGCAGAUUGGCAACGUGAAUGCGUUCAAACGCCAGGCCAGGGAGCUGGCACAGAUGCUGGCGAUGGAGCCGGGGAAAGGGGCAGGGGCAGAGAGGGAUCAUUCCCGUACGAUGCAAGGGAAGAGGAGGAGGAGGAGUAGUCGAUGUCUGGUGAUGAGGUUUAGAGUUGCGGCCAUUGCUGUCAUGGCUGCACACAGAUUAUUGCACCUGGCUGGUCAAACCGAUCUUCUUUUCACCACCAAUGAGAAUACCAGUGGUUCUUAUGCUGUACCUCUAUGCCUAGGGAAUGCACACAUGCCUCAUAGAAAAUUCUCAGGUAUGAAUAGUAUAGCGAGUACUAGGUCCCUCCUUGAAGCACAGACGGCCAGCUGGUUGACCAGUCCUGAUCUGCAGGCAAGGAUUAUAGCUUCUGUAGCUGAUCUUCAACAGCUGAUCGGUCAAUCAAGUUCUUCCAACAAUGGUCCGAGCACUCACUCCAUCCUCCAAGCAUCCAUGUCCGCCUUCGAGAGCCUGGUAUCCCGACUGGCCCCCUGCUUUACCUCUGUCUCCUCCCUCGCCCCCACCGCGCCCUCCAGUUACCCCCCUUACCGCCAGCCAACCUACAUGGUGAGGGGACCGUUGGUGCGCUGCCUGGGGCAUGGUCUUAACAGGCUCCUUGCACACACAUCACUAGCAGGGGUCAAGAACCAGUAUGUCACUGUUGAGCAAACUAUGAUUGUCCUACAGAACCAGAUGGUAGACUUCUUAGACAGGCUGCACCAAGCUGAGGUAGAGAGGAGAUCACUGAAGAAAGAGAAUGGUAGAUUGCGGCAAGAGUCUGGUCAACUAAGACUAUCAUCGGGUAUAGCUUCUGACCUGCAGCAGGAAGUAGCAAAGCUUCAUGGAGAAAUUCAGAACUCUGUUGAGAGAGGAAAGUUUGAGAAAGUGUUCCAAGAGCUGCAGCAAGCUUUGGGUAGAGAGCAGGAGGCCCAGAGACUCCUGACGGAGCAGAGCACGAGGCUGGAGGAUCUAGGAAUACAACUCAACGUCAAGACUACUGAAGAGCUGGAGAAGGAUCACAACAUCACAGAGGCCAUUAAGGGCCUAUCUGAAGCCAAGAUGGAGCUGAGACGUAAAGAGCAGUCAGCGAGGCAGCUGAGCAGGCAAUUCUCCCAGAUGGAGAAUGAGAGACGGUCGCUACAGGACAGUCUGGCUGCUGCGGAGAGCGCGAUCAAGGCCAAUACAAGAGAUCGAGAGAGCACCGUUACCCAGCUGAGGUCACUCCAGGCGGCUGUAGCUAACACAAAACACCAUCUCCUUGCCAGAGCAGACAGCCAGAUUAUUGAUAGUUCUUUAUCAAAGGUAGAGGCUCAGCUUCUUGUCACAGCUGUUUCAUCUCCUGACAUGAUAGCUCUUCAAAGCCUUGUGAGUACAUUUGUUGAGACCCAGAAGACUGCCAUCUCGAGACUAACCACCCUGGAGCUAGAGAUCACCUCCCAUAAGCAGCAUAUAGCCAGGCUCAAGGAGGAACUCUCUGAUGCAUGCAGCAGACAGAUGGCAGAGGGAGAGGUGACUCCGUCUGUGAAUGGCUUUACAUCUAUGGCACAGACAGGAGACAGGUCUAUAGGAAGAUCCUACAAGCUAAACUAUGAAACAGACAGGAGCUACAGAGAUGUCUUUCUACCUCUCAGGGAAGUGAGUGAUCACAGCAUGCUUCACGUCAUGUCUACACCAGCCAUGGCAAGACAGGAUUAUCUAGCAGGAGUUGGGAUGUGUACUCCGGCAGGCAUCAGUUCGUCUCCCAUCAAACAACCCAGAGUAUGAACAAACGGUUACAUGGAAUCAGCAAGACACGGACCCUCGUCAGCUCUAAUGCAGAGUGGAAAUCUGGGCAGUAAACUACACUUCCAAUAAUCCUUCCCACCAAU
This is a messenger RNA of Strongylocentrotus purpuratus (purple sea urchin), 4449 nucleotides long. It is a transcript of the gene ccdc171, whose product is annotated as coiled-coil domain-containing protein 171. The transcript is spliced from 29 exons. The record is from RefSeq and is a predicted model, not a curated record. The coding region runs from base 170 to 4345 and encodes 1391 amino acids. NCBI's taxonomy places the organism in Eukaryota, Metazoa, Echinodermata, Echinoidea, Camarodonta, Strongylocentrotidae.